Molecule: messenger RNA, 396 nt
Organism: Numida meleagris (helmeted guineafowl)
Lineage: Eukaryota; Metazoa; Chordata; Aves; Galliformes; Numididae
Gene: LYSET
Product: transmembrane protein 251
Exons: 1
Coding region: 1-396 (131 amino acids)
Source: RefSeq, a predicted model, not a curated record
AUGAUGAACUUCCGCCAGAGGAUGGGAUGGAUUGGUGUGGGGUUGUACUUGCUAGCAAGUGCUGCAGCUUUUUAUUAUGUCUUUGAAAUCAAUGAGACUUACAAUAAACUAGCACUGGAGCACAUUCAGCAACACCCCAAGGAACCGCAGGAAGGAACCACAUGGACGCACUCCUUAAAAGUACGACUGCUAUCCUUGCCUUUUUGGCUGUGGACUAUAAUCUUUUUAAUACCAUAUUUGCAGAUGUUCUUGUUCCUCUAUUCCUGCACAAGAGCUGACCCCAAAACUGUUGGCUAUUGCAUCAUUCCUAUCUGCUUGGCUGUUAUUUGCAAUCGUCAUCAAACGUUUGUGAAGGCCUCUAAUCAGAUCAGUAGGUUACAGCUGAUUGACACUUAA